AUUAUACUGUGGCACAUUUCCUUUUUUUCCCUUUUUUUAACCCUUCGCCUCUCCCUGCCACCUUCUCACACUUCACACACUUGUGUUCAUCCAUCCUGCCCUCUUAUCAAAUCCCAUCGACGACAAUACAAUUAAUUGCAUUUUAAUUAUAUCUUGCACGAUUAACAACAAAGUUAUUUCAAUUGCAACACACACAAUCAAACAGGCGGAUAGGGCAUCUCAUGCUGACAAUCGACCUGAAUCAGUCAGAUGUUGUCUCGGAGAGGCACCUUCAAACUGUGACUGAUGUGAUGCUUAGGGCAAAAAAGACCAUUGUCGUCACGGGAGCAGGCAUUUCUUGCAGUAGUGGCAUUCCGGAUUUUCGUUCUGCGGAUGGACUAUACAAUUUAGUCAAGAAACAAUACCCGAAAACUGUUCUGAAGGGCAAGGAUCUGUUUGAUGCGAAUCUGUUCCGAGAUUGUACCACAACUGCAGUCUUUUAUACUUUUAUUUCAGAGCUGCAUGCACAAACCCUGAAGGCAAAGCCAUCACCUACACAUCAUUUUAUAAAGAUGCUUUCGGAGAAGGGGAAGCUGCUGCGAUGUUAUACACAGAACAUUGAUUGUCUAGAGGAGGAACUUGGGAUGGAGACCAAGCUUGUUUGUGAGAAGGGAAAGGUCAAAAAGGAUGUCAACGUGGUUCAACUUCAUGGCUCUCUGAGGAAGUUGAAAUGCACACUGUGUAGUGAACCCUAUGGAUUUAUAACCGAUUACGAAAAGGUCUUCAGAGAAGGAGAGGCACCUGACUGUCCAAAGUGUGAGCUCAAUGAUGGAAUUCGCGUUGCACAGGGAAAGCGGAAAAUUGCUACAGGAACAUUACGACCUGAUAUUGUCCUGUACAAUGAAAACCACCCGUUUGGGGAAGCCAUUGGUAGAAUCCAACUGAGUGAUUUCCAAAAAUCACCCGAUGUGCUGCUUGUGAUGGGUACAUCGCUCAAAGUUCAUGGACUGCGUCUGCUGGUCAGGAAAGCAGCCAAGAUAGUGCAUGCAAACAAGAAGGGAUGUGUCAUUUUAGUGAACAAGACACCUGUUGUUGGCAAGGAAUGGAAUGGUGUUUUUGACUACUUUAUUGAGGGUGAAUGUGAUCACUGGUGUCACAUUGUCCAGGAUGCACUUCGGAAGGUCAAGGUGCAGACCAAGCUUCCGUUUAAACCCUUGACGACCGAACAAAUGGAGAAACAGAAACAAGCACAGAAGGAGGAAAAGCAGGAGCAGGAGCAAUCUUCAGAUAAGGAGAAUUUCAUACCAUUGAGUCUUUACAAGAAGCAGAAACCAGGAAGCAGGAAGAGGCCGUUUGCAGCCAUGAUGGGCAAAUAAUAUAAAUGUACAUGUUUUUCUUUCUCCC
This is a messenger RNA of Lobosporangium transversale, 1383 nucleotides long. Its product is annotated as DHS-like NAD/FAD-binding domain-containing protein. Gene Ontology annotation, molecular function: NAD+ binding. The transcript has 3 exons. The coding region runs from base 222 to 1355 and encodes 377 amino acids. Lineage: Eukaryota; Fungi; Mortierellomycota; Mortierellomycetes; Mortierellales; Mortierellaceae. The record is from RefSeq and is a predicted model, not a curated record.